This is a messenger RNA of Perca fluviatilis (European perch), 6548 nucleotides long. It is a transcript of the gene mst1rb, whose product is annotated as macrophage stimulating 1 receptor b. The transcript has 21 exons. Bases 365 to 4489 code for a protein of 1374 amino acids. Lineage: Eukaryota; Metazoa; Chordata; Actinopteri; Perciformes; Percidae. The record is from RefSeq and is a predicted model, not a curated record. Gene Ontology annotation, molecular function: ATP binding; protein binding; transmembrane receptor protein tyrosine kinase activity. Gene Ontology annotation, cellular component: membrane; signaling receptor complex. Gene Ontology annotation, biological process: protein phosphorylation; positive regulation of kinase activity; nervous system development.
CUGGAGCACUACUGAGGCAAAGAGGACCGAAGUUAAAUCCGAAAACCAACAUAUUUUACAUGUCCCAGCGCUUUGGGAGUACGAGCAGGUUUCCACAACCCCCCCGCCCCCCACCCCAAAAAAAAACCAAUCUAAUGGUGUAAUCUUGAAUCUACCGGUAACCCGAGCAAAGAUCAAGCAUCUCUGCGCUAUUCUAAAGUCAGUCAAGGAGCAAACCUGGCUGCGGUUGCUUCCCUGAAGAGGACAGAAACUAACCUGCAUAGGUAUCAGCGGCUGGUGUCAAGGAUGCUUUUCUGCCGACAUCAGAGUUGGAGGUAACCCCACGUUGUCUGUGCUGUAGCCCCUCGUGCACCCCGGAGUGGAGAUGGUCCACUGGACCACAAAGUGGGGGACAUGUGUCUGUGUCCAGACUCUGCUGGCCUUUGCCUUGGCCAACUGUCCCUCACUUGCCCCCAGCCCUGUCAACUUCUCUGUUGUUUACACCAUGCCCUUCUUCCAGGCCCGGGGCCCUAUUCAGAACAUAGUCAACAACUCGCUUUACCAGGAGGUGUAUGUUGCCUCUCAGAAUGUGAUCGAAGCUGUCAACAGAAGCUUGGAGAAGGUGUGGGAGCUCCGCACUGGGCCGGUGGGAAGCCCAGAGUGCCAGAUAUGCGAUUUGUGCGACAUUGACAAGGAUCCUGACUUCCUGGAGGACACAAACAAUCAGAUCUUGCUGUUGGAUACCCUCUUUAUGUAUUUAUACUCUUGUGGAAGUUCUCAAUAUGGUGUAUGCUAUUUCCACCAACUGAACUCAAAUGGAGAGUCGCCCUCCCUUUCUAAGUGUUUGUUCAGAAAGGCUUCAAACUCUGCUGCCUACUGUCCUGACUGUGUGGCUAGCCCUCUUGGUACCAAAGUCACCAUGGUCGAAGAGGGUCAGACUGUCUACUUCUUUGUUGCCUCCACAGUCAACGACAGUGUGACCCAGCGUUACGGAAGGAAGUCCAUAUCAGUGCGUCGACCACUGGCCACAGAAGAUGGUUUCUACAGAGAUGUGCGUGGCCUGACUGUCCUUCCAGGCUUGCGGAGGACAUACCAUAUUGAAUAUGUCUACAGCUUUUUCACUCAGGAGUUUGUCUACUUCGUCUCCGUUCAGAGAGAGAGCCCCGAUCAGGACUCAUCUCCGUUUCAGACUCGCUUGGGCCGUCUCCCACGGAAUGAAUGGGAGAUGAAGAGGUAUCGCGAGGUGAUCCUGGAGUGUCGCUUUGAACCAAAACGCCGGAGGAGGAACGUAGCCAGUGAGCCCUAUAAGGAUGUGGUGUACAAUGUGGUUCAGGCAGCCCAUUUUGGCAAGGCAGGCAGGGAGCUGGCAGAGGAGUUAGGGGCGGAGGAGGAGGAUGACAUCCUGUAUGGGGUUUUUGCUGUUACUGAUGACAACGGGGUCACGGAGCACGAUUCGGCCCUGUGCGCUUUCCCAAUGGACAAUGUGAACAAAGCAAUCGUAGAUGGGGUGGAUGACUGCUGCGAGUCUGGACCAGAACAGCUCUCCAGAGGGCUUUGCCAUUUCCAGCCCUGUGAGAGCUGUCCUCAUGAGAGCAUGGAGAACAACGCCACAUGCAGAGACCAUCCUACUAUGGUGUCAAAGCCCUACUACAGAGUGGACCUCUUCAACAGGCAAAUGACAGAUGUUCUGCUCACAGCUUUGCUGGUCACAACUAUAGAGAACAAGACCGUAGCCCAUAUUGGCACCUCUACCGGACGCCUGCUGCAGCUUGUAUUGACAAGAUCCAGCCCUAUUAUCUUUGCCAAUUACUCUUUGGUAGAGAAUCAGAGGGUCUCGUCCAUUGCCGCUGUUUACUCAUCAGAGUAUCUUCUCUUUGUGGUUGGAGACAAGAUGAUCCAGGUGCCCCAGAGAGGGCCAGGGUGUCAACACUUCCUGACUUGUGCCACGUGUCUCACAGCCCCUAAGUUCAUGGGCUGUGGCUGGUGCUCCGGAGUGUGCUCCUGGGAGAGCGAGUGUAACAGACGCUGGAGGAACGAGUCCUGCCCACCAGGGAUCACUGGGUUCUUUCCACGGACUGCUCCUCCUGAUGGCCAAACAGAGCUAACGGUGUGUGGGUGGGAGUUCCAGUCCCCCUUAAGACCUGCCAUCACCUCCAGAACCCACCAGGUCCGACUGGGGCAGACUGCUUGCACUGUUCUUCCAGUCAAAAGCAACAACACACACUUCGUGUGUAAGAUUCGCUCUGGGGCCACUGAGCUGUCCAAACCAGUUAACAUUACAGUGGAGGUGCAUGAGGGCAAGGUGGAGGGACGCUACUCUAUUGACGGAAAAGCAGAAAUGCCAGGAUUCACAUUUGUGAUUCCCAACAUCACAGAAAUCCAGCCCAACUAUGGGCCACGUGUUGGGGGCACACUCAUCACAGUGACUGGUCCUCACUUGGAUGCUGGGAAGACCAGGAAAGUCACUCUCAAUGACAUGCCCUGUCCUAUAAAGAGAGUCACAGAGCCCAAAGGCAAUGUGUCCUCCAUCAUCUGUCUGUCCCAGCCCAUCUCAGAGGUGAGGGACGUUCCUCUGAGUGUUUUCAUCGACAAGUCUCCAGUCCUCACCACAAAGGUGUUUUACUACAAAGAAAACCCAAUGAUUACAGCUGUCCUGCCUGACUGCAGCUUUGACAGGGGGUCAAAGAUUGUCAUUGGGGGGGAGAACCUGGAUUCUGUUUACCGCACCAUCAUCCGCUUUAAACCCAAUGAGAGCCAUUUGAAACCUGUGACAAGGGAGUGCAUAGGCAAGUCCUUGCCCACGAGGAUGGAGUGUAUCUCUCCUGUGUUUCCCAGGGAUGAGACUGAGGAAGGAGAGCUUUCUUUUGACAUGGACGGAGCGUUGGGACUUUGGAACAAAGAGUUCUCUUACCACCCCUACGGCGAGCCCAUACCUUUUGAAACCGAUGGACAUGUGCUGAAUUUGUACCCUGGGUUUGACGAAGUGUCACUACAUCAUCAGAAGCUGAAUCUGGUGAGCUCCUGUAUGACCAUCAUUAUGACGGUGGCAGGCGUUGAUUGUGAUGCCAAAGUCCUGGAUAAUGAGAUUACCUGCAGGAUCCCCAAAAACAUGACCAUCACCAGUGAGGGAUUGCCAGUGAAGAUCUCCAUCAACGGGCAGGUCCACAACGUUGGUACGGUGGUGAGGGUCAGCAACCACUACAUGGUGGGCGUUGUUCUGGGGAUCCUGGCGGCUCUGGUGGCCGGGGCAGUGCUGGCCUUCGUUGUUAUGAAACACUUAAGGAAGACGAAGAAAGCCUCCAUGGUAGAGACCCGUUUGGCCCACAGUGCUAACCUCUCUGGUACAAAUAAUGUGGAGCUGUCGCCCGUUGGGGACUACAGGAGAGUAGUAUCCCUAAGUCCUUCUACCCCGCUGGUGGGGUCGAUGGUGUUCCCCAGCCUGAGCUUCGCUGCAGGCAGCAUAGAUCCUACCCUCACUCCCCUCAUGCCUUCAGAGAAGAUCUCCAUCUCCAGUUUUAGGCCAGAGCUGCUUGAGGAGGUGAAGGAUGUUCUUAUUCCUGCUGAGAUGCUUAUUGUGCAACACCACCGGAUCAUAGGGAAGGGUCAUUUUGGCACUGUUUAUCAUGGCUACUUCACAGACCACAACAACAGAGAAAUCCACUGUGCUGUCAAGUCUUUGAAUAGAAUAACAGAUGUCGAGGAGGUGGAGCAGUUUCUAAAGGAAGGUAUCAUAAUGAAGGGUUUCCACCACAGUAAUGUGCUGUCUCUGCUGGGCAUCCUCCUGCCACAGGAAGGGCUCCCUCUAGUGGUGCUACCGUACAUGAAACAUGGGGACCUGCGGCACUUCAUACGCUGCGAGAAGAGGAACCCCACCGUAAAGGAUCUGAUUGGCUUCGGGCUGCAGGUUGCCAGGGGGAUGGAGUAUUUGGCUCAGAAAAAGUUUGUGCACAGAGAUCUGGCAGGACGCAACUGCAUGCUGGACGAGUCGUAUACAGUCAAAGUGGCAGACUUUGGCAUGGCCAGAGAUGUAUUUGAUAAAGAGUAUUAUAGUGUUCAGGAUCACAGGAAGGCUAAGCUGCCUGUCAAGUGGAUGGCCAUCGAGAGUCUGCAGACACAGAAAUUCACCUCCAAGUCCGAUGUGUGGUCCUUUGGUGUGCUGAUGUGGGAGAUGCUGACCAGAGGAGCAAGCCCCUACCCAGAGGUGGACCCUUAUGACAUAACACAUUACUUACUGAAGGGCAGGAGGCUUCCCCAGCCUCAGUACUGCCCUGACCCAUUGUAUAGCAUAAUGCUCCAGUGCUGGGACCCUGAUCCAGAGUUGAGGCCCAGCUUUGCUACGUUGGUGUCGGCUGUCUUCACCAUUCUGUCCGGCCUGGAGGGAGAACACUACAUAAGUCUGAAUGUCACCUACGUCAACCUGGACCAGCCGCGGCCCUACCCUGCCCUCACAGAGUCUGCUGACGAAUACAACUCCACAGAUGUUGAAGACUCAAGCUCAGUCUCUUCCUGAUCCACUCCUCUUCCUCUCUCAACUUUAAAAUGGUAUUGGUGCUAACAGCAAGAGCACAAAAAACCUUGGCCGGGUCGCAACAGUCUCUCUUACCACAAAGCAUCUGACACAGAGACUGCCUGCUGUUUGUGCGCAUGAACGUGGUAGUAAGAUGCUUUCAGCUGCCAAAGCACCCCCUCGGGCAGCCAUAUUGGGGGUCUGUCACUUUUGCAACAAUAGCUGAGUGAAGUCUGAGCUUCCAAACUCUUUCCUCUUAAAAGUAUUUAAUAGACAGGUGUAACUGAUGUAAUCAGCUUGUUAGCAAGAGAAAAUAAAACAAGUCUUGUUGCUAGCACUUGUUAGCCUAUCCAUUAGAAGCUAAUUGGCAUUACAACGGUACGCUAAAUUAGCCUGCAGGUUAGCUAGCUAGCUAUCAAUGGUAAAACAAGACUUAUGGGGAUAGUCAGUGAUGAUGUCUAUAAUGUUAAUAUGGAUAUAAAGUUCAUCUGUAGUGGUCCCUUUAAUAUUUGUUUGUUGUGUACUGAAGUAUAUCACAUGACAUGGUAAAGAUAUGUUCAAGUCAAAUAAUUGAGUAAUGCUUUUCAAUGUAAUCAUGCUAUUUUCAACAAGAUUUUGUUCUGGAUUACUCAUCUAAAGGGUUACUGUGUAAUUAAUGUUACUUUGUUAAACAGACCGGACCUAGGUUGCACCCCAAGGCAAUUAUGAAACAGCCUGAAAUGUUGGUCUUGAUGAGCUGCAGCAUUUAUUCAUGGACAAACUGAAACCUACACUGUGCAUUUACUACCACCUCACAACUUCACUCUCUUUGGUGCACCAAUGUUAACAUCUCUGCCGGAAAGUGAGAGUGAAACUCAAGUCCCACUUGCAUUUUAUUGUGCUCCUUUCAAAUGGUUCUAUUUUAAGAUUAUAUUUUGGGCAUUUUAGGCCUUUAUUUCCACAGGACAGAUGAAGACAUUGACAUGCAGCACAAGGCCGCAGAUCGGAGUCAAACCCGCGGCCGCUGCGUCGAGGAGUAAACCUUUAUAUGUGCACCUGCUCUACCAACUGAGCUAACCCAUCCACUCAAAUGGCUCUAUUUUAAAGAUGUUUUAAAGAUAUAGAAUAAUGUGUAGGUCUACUCCUUUAUGUUAUUUGAAUAGUUUCUCUUCUACCGCACACCUUGCUUCCUAUUGGCACAAGUUAAGCAUUGUGCUGUUCACACAGCGCACACUGCGCCACAAAGCUCUGGGAAGGCUUUCGAUUUUUUUCCUGCCCCUCUUCCUGCUGUUCUCCGAUUCUUACAUGUUGAAAUAUCAAAACCUGCCCAUCCACUAUAUUUAUUUAGAAAUAACCUUGUGUCACUGCACGCACACACACACACAAACACACACACACGCCACCGCCCACACACACACACACACACACACACACACACACACACACACACACACACACACACACACACACACACACACACAUCAUGUAUGGAGGAAGUUAAUCAGCUGAUUGAUGGACAAAGCGGAGAUAAAAGCUUAUGUCGUGCCAAUACAUUUUAAAAAGGCAAUGGCCAACGAGGAAACACAAACACUCACAUCUUCACACUAUGUCAUCACACUCACUCUGACCAAUGGUGAAACUUUAUCACUCAGUGACGAUGUCCAUGGGCUGGCCCCUGUGGUCCAGCCAAAAGAAAUAGAUGACCAAAAAUUACUACUGACCUGUUCCCACACUGCAGGAGUCACGUAUCUCUGUUUUUCUUGCUAGUAUUAUGUAAUGUAGCCAUUAUAAAUACAAAGACUGUUCAGUAUCCAUGUAAUUUAGUGGCACAUUAGCUUUUCUUUUACUACCUAAAAUAUUGUACUGUUAAAGCAGCAGAUGUGUAUAUUUGGGUAUGACAUUCCCACAUUUGCCUUUAAUUCUUUUGCAGUGUAGUGAUUGUUCUGUAUAUUUUGUAUCAUACUUCUGUAACGCACAAUGCUGACCACAAUGUUCUGAAAGCAAUUUGACGUCCCACUGUUGCUUGUAUUUCUGACACAAUGUCUUUGAGAUAGUGUAAUAAAUUGAAAUAUUUAUUUGUUUA